CUGGAAAUGGAGGAGAAUAUUAUUGAGUGCGACCAGAAGGGCAAUCCGGCGCCGUUUUUGACAAAGACUUAUGAUCUGGUGGAGGAUCCUCGCACCGAUCACAUUGUUUCUUGGGGCCAAUCUCACACCACUUUCGUUGUUUGGAGACCCCCUGAGUUUGCCUCUCACGUUCUUCCCAACUACUUCAAACACAACAAUUUCUCAAGCUUUGUUCGACAACUCAACACUUAUGGAUUCAAGAAAAUAGUAGCAGACAGAUGGGAAUUUGGCAACGAAAACUUCAAAAAGGGAGAGAAAAAAUUACUUUCAGAGAUUCAUAGAAGAAAAUCUCAUAAUAAUCACAACAUUAAUAACAACAAUAAUAUCAAUAUAAAUUCCCACCACCAAAAUCCAUUAUUCCACCAAUUCUUCCAUCUCGACCACGAACCACUCACCCUCUACUACACGGCCGCGACCGCCGCCGCCGAUUCCGACAUCCUGGAGGCGCUGACGCAAGACAACCGCCGUCUACGGCGGAGAAACUACAUGCUGUUAUCGGAGCUGGCCCAGAUGAAGAAUCUCUACUCCGACAUCAUCUACUUCAUCCAGAACCACGUCAGCCCACUCCAACAUAAAACUGCCAGAUCAUCAUCAGUUCCCAAAUUGGUGGAGCUGGAUUCGCCGCCGCCGCCGCCGGCCGCCGGACCGGAGGAGGGAAAUGGAAACGGGACGGUGAAACUAUUUGGGGUUCCGAUCAGAGGGAAGAAGAGAGUGCAGCCGGAAGAGGGUGAGCUUCAGAUGAUGAGCUCCAAUGGCGGAUUAUAGAGUUUAGAUUAUAUCUCUCUGCUUAGAAAAAAGAAGGAUUUUUUUUCUUUUUUUAUUAUUUUGCUUCUUUUUUUUUCGGUAGUGAGAUUAUUAUUAAAAAAAAUUGUACAUAGAUAUUGAUGGAAUAU
Momordica charantia (bitter melon) is the source of this 932-nucleotide messenger RNA. Its product is annotated as heat stress transcription factor B-4d. Gene Ontology annotation, molecular function: DNA-binding transcription factor activity; RNA polymerase II cis-regulatory region sequence-specific DNA binding. Gene Ontology annotation, cellular component: nucleus. The record is from RefSeq and is a predicted model, not a curated record. Gene Ontology annotation, biological process: regulation of transcription by RNA polymerase II. Lineage: Eukaryota; Viridiplantae; Streptophyta; Magnoliopsida; Cucurbitales; Cucurbitaceae.